Molecule: messenger RNA, 3242 nt
Organism: Amyelois transitella
Lineage: Eukaryota; Metazoa; Arthropoda; Insecta; Lepidoptera; Pyralidae
Product: thyroid receptor-interacting protein 11
Exons: 6
Coding region: 156-3182 (1008 amino acids)
Source: RefSeq, a predicted model, not a curated record
UUCGGGACACUUCUGCCAGAACUGCCAGUGUACUCACGUUCGCGUUAGUCCAAUACCCCGCAAUCCUUUGUCUUUAACAUAUUGCUUGCUAUUUUAAAAUCCUCCAUUUGAUUUGCGCCGAUGAAAGUGCGCCUUGUUUAUAAAAGUAUUCCAAAAUGGGAAACGUAUUCAGUAGUACCGUAGCGAGUGAGCGAAACACUGAACACGUCACAUUCAAAAGCGUUACAUUGAGCAACACAUGUGACUCUCCAGACAUGGAAGAAGAAGCUGAACAGUUCCACGAUACUAUUGAUGAAGAUAUAAAUGAUGAUGAAGCACGUGCAAAGGCUAAAGAAGAUGAAAUGGUUGAAUUCAGAAAACAACUCGACAUAAAAAGAGAACAAAGAAAACAAAUUUUGGCGCGACACAGAAGCGAGAAAGAAGAAUUAGAAAAAGCGUUAGAAAAAGAACGAAAAUCAAAGCUUGAAUUAUACGAAAGUAAUAAACAUCUUCGUGAAUUAUUAGCAAAUAACAAAAUUGAUAUUCCUGAAUCUCUUCAAAGCAACAAGGAAAAUUUAGAACUAACGAAUACUAUAUUACAAAUGAAAGAAGAAUUUGAAAACUUACGAUCAAACAAUAUUAAAUUGCGUAAAGAUCUUGCUGAAUCUAACAGUUCUUUACAAAAUGCAUUUACUGAUAUUGCAGAGUUGAAUGCCCAAAACAUCGAGUCAAUGAAACAUAUAAACGCAUUAAAGGAAGUUGUAACAGUAAGCAAGACUAUGAUUAAUCUUCGUGAACAGCAAUUAUCAGAGCUCAAAAACAAACUUAGUGAAAUAGAACGUUCAUUGGCUGAUAGAGAAACCAGCAUGCUAUCAUCAGAUUUAAGACAAGAGUAUGAGCGACAGUUACAGAAUAUCCGCACAUUACGUGGUUUGUAUGAAGAACGCGCACGAUUAUCUGAAGUUACUAGACUUGGGCUUAUCAGGGAGUUAGAAGAACAAAAAUCACUAUAUCAAGCAGAAAAUGCUAAGUGCAAAUCUCUCACCUCUAAAGUAGAAGAAUUGGAGGCAAUCGUGGAUUCAUUACACGAAAAACUCGAAAACAAAAAUAACCAAAUUUCCACUCAUCAAAAUGAAAUAAGUGGUUUGCAAUCUGAAAUGGCAGUUGUUAACAAGCUGUUUUCUCAAGUGCUUCUGGGUUACAAAACAAAACAAGAUUUAGACAAACUAGUGCACCGUUUAGAGGAGAAUCACGGCAUACUGACCCAAAUGGCGGAAAAAGAAAAUGAUUCAGAAGCGUCCACAGCUUUGCCGAAACUUUUAUUGGAAUUAGUCAGCCAAGUUGAUGAAGAUGAGAAUUCUGACCAUAAUGCGGUUACUGAAGAAAAAGAAAAGGAGGAAAAUUCAUCUACGGAGGGAACAGCAGAAGGAAUAAAUUCUUCUCACACUACACCUGAAGAAAUAGUGGAAAAUCUACCCAAAGUUUGGAGAGUCCUUAUGGAACUGUUAAGUCAUCAAAGCGUUACUGAAGUGAAUGCCACUGAGAAGGUUACUACCUGCUACAAAUCAGUACAGACGAAAUCGGGCCCGGUACUAGUGCCAAGCGUUAGUCAGACUUAUAUCAGAUUAAAGGACCUUAUAAUUGAAAAGCUGGGAUUGGUUAAAGAAGUCAAUCGUAUGAAACAACUCAAUGUACACUUGGAGACUCGUUUAGAGGAACAAGAACGAAGAUUGUGCCUAGUUACGUCAGAAUUAAGUAAAACAUGGCACGUAGUUGGUAGGUUGCGCAGACAUCAUCAUCAACUACAUACUCAUGAAAAGAUCUUAAAAUACGAACUCCAGCAAAAAAGGAAAAUGUUGAAUGAACUGAAAGAAGAAUUAGAAUAUUGCAGAGAAAAAUGGAUACAGGCACGUGAAAAGAACACUCAGUCGGAAAAAGAUUGGAGAGUAUUAAGAGCAGAAUUUUCUAGUCGUAAUGCAAAGGCGGAUUCCCCUUCUUGUAAUAAUUCUGCAGAAAGUGGAUAUAGUGAUGAAAGACCUUCAGAUGAAUCCUCCGAGUCAAAUGAUGAGAGCGAAUAUAUCGCUGAGCCAUUAAUAAGGUGCAAGAAAAAAAAUAAGAAAUCUUUUGAUACUAUGUUGGACUCUAGUACUGAUAUCAAUUUAGUUGCUGAGAGAGAAGAUCCAUCUAGUGAUAUGUUAGAGGUUGCUGAUUUACCACUGGAUACACAAGAUAGCAGUCAUAGUGAGGAUAUACUUAAAUCGGAUAAAACAUGUGAUGAAACUGAAGAUGAAAUUGGUGAAAUCAUAAACGAAUCUUAUCUAGAAACCAAUCCUCUGUCUGAAACAAACGAGGGCAGUAACAUCAGCCGUAACGAUCAUAAUGUCCAUUUUAAUCAUGUAGAAGAAACCAAUCCAAUAAGAGCAAAUCCCACUACAAGUACAAUAAAAGAAAAGUCAUCAUCUAAUACAGCCUUGAUAAACCCAUCAGAAAUUUUGAAGAACAUAAAAAUGCAAAAGGAUAGGUUAGCAGAAAAAGAUAAAAAAAUGGAAAAAUUAGAGAAAGAUAGUGCAGCACUUUUGACAAAAACAAAAAAUACAACAAUAUUUUGUGAACAAAUAAACAAUACUUUGGAUUGUCUAAUCCAUCGCUCUUCAACUGCUGAUCAGGUGUCUAAAAAUAUCAACAUGAUAAAUGUUGAAUCUGAAACUGGUCACGAAAGUGCUACAAAAUUGACAGAAGAAACUGAUAACGAAAUUCAUGACUGCAUUGUUAAUGAAGUCUCAAUAUUGAAGUCUAUUGACGUAACUGAGGAGACAAAUAAUAAUAUUAUUGGUGAAUUUAUGUCUGAUUCCGCGAUUUCACAUAAUGCAAUUGAAAGUCAGGAAAUUUUGAAGCAAGAUACUAAGGAAGCAAACUCUUUCAGCAAUACCGAGGUUUCUGUAGAUUCAGCAGAACCUUCAACCUCUCAUUGUUUAAAUCACGAAGCAAGGUUUGCAGCACGCGAUCAACGACUGAAAAGAUUAGAAGAACAAACGAAAUCUCUUGUAAAUAAAGUCAAUAAAACAACUACAAAAGGCGUCAAAAUACAUUACAAAUUGGAAGAACUUCAUAAUAUAUACGGAUCAGAAAAUUCUCGAGCUGGUACUCCUUCUGAUGAUGCCGAAGAUAAAUCCCUUAGGGAAGAAGAUUCUCCGGAAGAAUAAUUUUGAAUGUUGUUUGUGUUAUAAGUUCAUUGAAGGAUAUUAAAAGUCUUGAUGUCGUCA